UAGUACUUCUACGGGGAGGAAAGACAAGUUUUUGUAGAAUCCUCAAGUUAGUUACCUGUAAAUUCUCAAACGGUGAUUGCAGGUAGUGCUGGAGAAUGUGAUUUUUUUUGUUUGAUUAAUUGCUCUUGUACAGCUUAUUCUUACGAUAACAAUGCAUGCUUAGUUUGGAAAGGGGAAAUAAUGAAUUUGCAACAACUUCCAGAAAAUGAUGGCAGUGGGAGAACUAUAUACGUUCGACUUGCUGCCUCUGCUCCUCAGUUUUCGAGCAACAAAAAGAAUAAAGGGGUUGUCAUAGGUGUUGUUGUGGGUUCUGCUGCUGUUGUUACGAUGCUCCUGGCCAUUGUUAAGGUCACGAUCCGGAGACGUCAAAGGCAUAUACUUGGAACCGCAAAUGCAGUCGAGAGAUCGUCUCUAUCAUACUUGGAGUUGGAGUUGGGGGAAGAUAACAAGAAUGAUACCGGUGUUCCUUUCUACAGUUGGAAAAGUAUAUUAGCUUCUACAGAAAACUUUUCCGACGUACACAAACUAGGGCAAGGGGGAUUUGGACCUGUUUACAAGGUAUUGUUACCUGGUGGGAAAGAAAUUGCAGUGAAAAGGUUGUCAAGCUUUUCCGUACAAGGUUCUAAUGAAUUCCAAAACGAAGUUGUAUUGAUCGCUAAGCUUCAACGCCGUAACCUCGUCCAACUUCUGGGCUACUGCAUUGAGGGGAACGAAAAGAUCUUACUCUACGAAUAUAUGCCCAACAAAAGUUUGGAUGUCUUUAUAUUUGGGAUUUGAAGACAAGCAACAUUUUGUUAGAUGCAGAGAUGAACCCAAGAAUUUCAGACUUCGGUUUGGCAACAGUUGUUGGGGACAACAUAUAAGAAGCAAACACCAAUAGAGUCGUGGGAACCUAGUAAGUAUCAAUCUAAAACAUUAUCUUGUCAUGACUACUGAAAUUUUUUAAUUUCUUGUCAUGACUUUUAUGAUCUUUUACAUACAAACUCUAGAUGUUGGUCUAGUUCAAGCAAUUCAGUUCAUAUAAUUCAGUUAACUACACUGUGAACCAAUUAUGUUACAUUCUAAAAAUUAAAAGACAAAUAUAUCUCCUUCUCUUUGAAAUACAACAAAAAAGAGGGGAAAAAUGAUUUUUGAACAUUCUACCUCCGCCCUAUUUUUCCAUCUUUCUAUUCUUCAAGAUUUGUUGAAUGGUUGAUGCUAUAGCCAAUUUAGAGUUAUCAAGGGGUGGCAAUGGGGCGACCUGGCCUGUGCUCCCCUGAAUCCUGUAUGCCAUAUGGGAUGGCCCAGGCCGAUUCUCUUGCUGUAGCAGGUCAUCUCCGACAUAGCCCAAUUUUGAAAGUUGGCCCUUCAUGGCAUGUAGCCAUUCUCGCUCUAAUUGAUUUUUAUUUUUUCCAUUCUCCAAGUUGAUACAAUCCAUUCAUUCAUAUAAUUGAUUUACUGACUCUGAUUGAUUUUUUGUAUGGCUGGUUUUGUAACCAAUUGAGAAUGUUGUUUGCUUAUUCCUCAAGUGUACACACCUUGACAAGUAAUGAAGUGAAUGUUUAAGUC
Molecule: messenger RNA, 1548 nt
Organism: Olea europaea var. sylvestris
Lineage: Eukaryota; Viridiplantae; Streptophyta; Magnoliopsida; Lamiales; Oleaceae
Product: putative cysteine-rich receptor-like protein kinase 20
Exons: 3
Coding region: 181-777 (198 amino acids)
Biological process (GO): protein phosphorylation
Molecular function (GO): protein kinase activity; ATP binding
Source: RefSeq, a predicted model, not a curated record